Messenger RNA from Podarcis raffonei (Aeolian wall lizard), 3188 nucleotides. RefSeq names its product ubiquitin specific peptidase 22 (gene USP22). The transcript is spliced from 14 exons. Gene Ontology annotation, molecular function: cysteine-type deubiquitinase activity; zinc ion binding. Gene Ontology annotation, biological process: protein deubiquitination. The record is from RefSeq and is a predicted model, not a curated record. Bases 1018 to 2595 code for a protein of 525 amino acids. NCBI's taxonomy places the organism in Eukaryota, Metazoa, Chordata, Lepidosauria, Squamata, Lacertidae.
CCCCCUCCGCACCCCCGCUCCUUUCCCAGUUGGUUUGUCCCGCUACGGGCCUGGCGGGGCUUCGAUUGAGUUCGCUCCGUCUUUUGAGGAGAGGACCAUUACACAUCGCAGAAAAGGGGUGGGGGGGCGAGAAAGGGAAUGAGAUGAGAGAGAGAGAUUUAAAGAGACACGAACCCCAGCGAGCUCGCGAGGCUGACUGACUUGAGGGGGAACCGGAGGCGAAGAACACACCCCUCCGAGCCGGCCGCCCAGCAGCGGCACCCGCGCCCCUCGCCGCCGCCGCCAGGGCUUCCCUCUCUCUCUCUCUCUCUCUCUCUCCCCCUCGUCCCCGCUCCUCCUUCUCCCGUGAGGCCUCCAUGAGGUAGCGCGCGGCGGCGGCGGCGGGCAGCGAAGAUUCUCCUCAGCCCGCCUCUCUUUGCCCUCAUCUUUGUGGCGCUCUGCCUCCUCAGUGGCGUCGUCGGCGUCGGCGCUUUGUUCGGAGCAGCCGGGGGCGGGGCGGGGUUGAGGCGAAAGCGGCGGCGGCGGCGAGGAGGCGGCGAAGGAGGAGAAGAAGAGGCGCAGGAGGAGAGUGAAGAGGGAGGAAGAAGAGGAGGAAUCCGAGGAGGAGGAGGAGGAGGAGGAAGAGGAGCCGCUCCCCUCCCCCCCGCCUCACGCCGCCCGCUCCCCUCCCCCUCCGCGCACCGCCACCACUGCAGUCGGCGGGGGCGGCGGAGGCCGCGCAGCAGCCCUGAGGGGGGUGGCGGCCCGCAGUCGCCCCCCUCAGCGACGAAGGAGCCGGACUGAGGAGACCCCUCCUUCCCCUCCCUGUCGUCCCCACCACCCCGACAAUAUCCCUCCCUCCCGUCCCGGCUCCCCUUCCCGGUCUUCGCUCCCACCCAGCUCCGAUUUGGGAUUCCCCCGCCUCAACCUCCCCCCCUUCGUCUGCUGCUGCUGCUGCUGCUGCUUCUUCCUGCUCCUCCCGUAGCCUAGCAGAAGCCGUGCCGGCGGGGCGGGCGGAUUGAUGUGGGGGGGUCUGACAUGAGUCCGCCGGCCGCCGGGUGCUGCCAUGUGACCGGCUUCAAGGUGGAGAACUGGAAGCAGAACCUGAGGGUGAUCUACCAGUGCUUCGUGUGGAGCGGGUCGGCCGAGACCAGGAAGCGAAAGGCAAAGUCGUGCAUCUGUCAUAUGUGUGGUGCCCAUCUGAACAGACUUCAUUCUUGCCUGUACUGUGUUUUCUUUGGCUGUUUUACAAAGAAACACAUCCACGAGCACGCAAAGGCAAAGCGACACAACUUAGCCAUAGACCUUUUGUAUGGGGGUAUAUACUGCUUUAUGUGUCAAGAUUACAUAUACGACAAAGAUAUGGAACAAAUUGCCAAAGAAGAACAACGGAAGGCUUGGAAGCUACAAGCCUUCACCCCAACAAUGGUUUCUCACUACCAGUGUACAAUGACAGGUAUUGGAGAGAAGUAUUCAACGUGGGAGCCAACCAAACGAGAGUUAGAGCUGCUUCGACACAACCCCAAGCGGAGAAAAAUAACUACAAACUGCACCAUAGGUCUAAGAGGGCUAAUCAAUCUUGGGAACACAUGUUUUAUGAACUGUAUUGUCCAAGCACUUACCCACACUCCACUACUGCGAGAUUUCUUCCUCUCUGACAGACACAAAUGUGAAAUGCAAAGCCCCAGCUCAUGUCUGGUCUGUGAAAUGUCUACACUUUUUCAGGAGUUCUACUCUGGGCACCGAUCUCCUCACAUUCCAUAUAGGUUAUUGCACCUGGUAUGGACGCAUGCACGGCAUUUAGCAGGGUACGAGCAACAGGAUGCACACGAGUUCCUCAUUGCUGCGUUAGAUGUGCUACAUCGACACUGCAAAGGUGACGAUAAUGGGAAGAAAGCCAACAACCCCAACCACUGUAACUGCAUCAUAGACCAAAUUUUCACAGGUGGACUACAGUCCGAUGUCACUUGUCAAGUCUGCCAUGGUGUUUCCACGACGAUAGACCCAUUCUGGGACAUCAGUUUGGACUUGCCAGGUUCUUCUACCCCGUUUUGGCCUCUGAGCCCAGGCAGCGAUGGCAGUGUGGUGAAUGGGGAGAGCCACGUGUCAGGAACCACGACCCUCACAGACUGCUUGCGAAGGUUUACGAGGCCAGAACAUCUAGGAAGCAGUGCCAAAAUCAAAUGUAGUGGUUGCCAUAGCUACCAGGAAUCUACCAAACAACUCACUAUGAAGAAAUUACCCAUUGUGGCCUGUUUUCAUCUCAAACGGUUUGAACACUCAGCCAAACUGAGACGAAAGAUCACUACAUAUGUCUCCUUUCCGCUGGAGCUGGACAUGACGCCUUUCAUGGCCUCCAGUAAAGAGAGCAGAAUGAAUGGGCAGUACCAGCAGCCGGCAGAUAGUCUAAACAAUGAUAAUAAGUAUUCCUUGUUUGCAGUAGUUAAUCACCAAGGAACCCUGGAGAGCGGGCACUAUACCAGCUUCAUCCGGCAACACAAGGACCAGUGGUUCAAAUGUGACGACGCCAUCAUCACCAAGGCUAGCAUUAAGGAUGUACUAGACAGCGAAGGAUAUUUGCUGUUCUAUCACAAACAGUUCCUGGAGUACGAGUAGCCUUCUUCAGCAGCUCAAGAGAGAAAUGAAAGGAAGUGAAAUGAAUGGCAGCCUUCUGAAAAGACACACAAACCUACCUGAAAUGAAAAGACACCCAUUCGACAUCUAGCACUGAGCUGCGACAGGACCUGCUUGCCGCUGGCUCGUGGCCUAGAGGAGUAAGAAACGAACAAUGUCCAUCGUGUACGCAGUCCUGCAGGGACAGAAGAGGGGGGGAAUGUAAAAGAGGCUACAGUCAGUGACUUUGAAAGAAGAAAUAUAAUAACGCAAAGAUUGCUCUGGGUGGGGAAAAUAGGAGCAGAGGAAUCCAGGCGCUGGCACAUCUCCCUCCGUUCCUCCAAAAUGUGUGUGGGAAGGCCGGGGGGUGUACUCUCAUCUCCAUAAAGCAUCUUCUCCAUUGGUGCUUCAGCUCCAACUGACCAAUCAUACAACAGUUAUAAUUAAAAAAAAAAAAGUCCAAGCCCAUUUUUUUUAUGCCUAUGGGUCUGAAAGCAGUAAAAUGGAGGAGAAUUGGGACGACGCAAUGAUAUGGACUUUGCAAGUACCUUUUUAUUUGUGAAUUUUAGUUAUUAAAUAAAUACAGUAUGAAAUUA